GUUUGGUCACACUGCAGGGUUGGCUUGGCGACGCAAUUUUCCGAUUUUUAAACUCAAGCGGCAAAGCAAUCCUGAUUUUUAGUGAAAAUUCCCAGCACGAAUAGAAUAUUCCAGUAUUUGUAAUGAAAAACGAGAUGCAGGGACUGUUCAGUGAUCCGGCGUUGGAACGCCAUUUUACGGGCCACUCGGGUAGCAUCACACAAUUGCGUUUUAGUCCCGAUGGCGCCCAAAUCGCCACUUCCUCCUCGGACGCCUCCGUGAUCCUGUGGAAUCUCAACCAAGCGGCACGCUGCAUACGCUUUGUAUCCCACUCGGCGGCGGUGAAUGGAGUGGCCUGGUCGCCCAAGGGCAACCUGGUGGCCUCCGCCGGACACGAUCGCACCGUCAAAAUUUGGGAGCCCAAGGUACGCGGAGUUUCCGGGGAGUUUGUGGCCCACGGAAAGGCCGUUCGCAGCGUGGACUUCGAUCCGACCGGUCACCUAAUGCUCACAGCCUCGGAUGACAAGUCGGCAAAGAUAUGGCGCGUGGCCAGGCGGCAGUUUGUCACCUCAUUUGCCCAGCAAAACAACUGGGUGCGCUGCGCCAAGUUCAGUCCGAAUGGCCAACUGGUGGCCACCGCCAGCGAUGACAAAUCGGUGAGGAUCUACGACGUGGACAGCGGCGAGUGUGUGCGCACCUUCACCGAGGAGCGUGCGGCUCCCAGGCAACUGGCCUGGCAUCCGUGGGGCAACAUGCUGGCCGUCGCCCUCGGCUGCAAUCGCAUCAAGAUCUUCGACGUCUCCGGCAGCCAGUUGCUGCAGCUUUAUGUGGUGCACUCGGCGCCGGUCAACGAUGUGGCCUUCCAUCCCAGCGGACACUUUUUGCUCUCCGGCAGCGACGAUCGCACCAUUCGCAUUCUGGAUUUAUUGGAGGGCAGACCCAUCUAUACUCUAACUGGACACACGGAUGCAGUCAAUGCGGUGGCGUUCACUCGGGAUGGGGACAAGUUUGCCACUGGCGGCAGCGAUCGUCAGCUCCUCGUUUGGCAGUCCAAUCUGCACACCUACGACGCCUCCCAGUUUGAGGCCAAGUCCGCCCUGGUCUCUUCGGGUUGCGACACCAGUGCCGCCUCUUCGAAACAGAGCCUGGCCAGCGGCGCCUCCAAGUCCAAUGACCUGAGCAUCCGCAUUGAUCCGCGACAAUCGAUGGCCUUCCAGGCGUCGGAGGAGAACUUCCAGGUGCUCGACAGUAAACACUCGAAUCAGCCGCAUAACACGCAGGAGGCCAUUCUCGCCCAGGGCAUGGACUUCAAGACGCGAAGCGCCAGCCCGCACUUCUUCUAACCAAAAACAGAAUAGCCUUUGCCGCACUCAACCAGCCAAACCUUCCGCAGGUGCUGGACGUGUCCCUCGAAUCUGGCUCGGAUUCGUGCUCUUGUGCCGCGCAGCUGGAGGAGAUCAGCAAGCUGUUGGCGCUUAUCGACGAGCGGGUACGGCGGCUGGAGGGCAUAUACUCUUUGUAGCUAACUACACGGCCUUAUAUAAGUUUUUACAUAAUAUUAAUAUAUGUAGCUUGCCAUUAAGGUAUUCUAUUUAAUACUGAAUGACGAAUUUUCAGAGAAAAAAUAUUAAAAACAAUUAUUUAUAAAUAUAAA
Messenger RNA from Drosophila ficusphila, 1633 nucleotides. RefSeq names its product POC1 centriolar protein homolog (gene Poc1). Lineage: Eukaryota; Metazoa; Arthropoda; Insecta; Diptera; Drosophilidae. Gene Ontology annotation, cellular component: ciliary basal body; centriole. Gene Ontology annotation, biological process: cilium assembly. Bases 123 to 1322 code for a protein of 399 amino acids. The record is from RefSeq and is a predicted model, not a curated record. Gene Ontology annotation, molecular function: protein binding. The transcript has 2 exons.